Messenger RNA from Danaus chrysippus (African queen), 246 nucleotides. NCBI's taxonomy places the organism in Eukaryota, Metazoa, Arthropoda, Insecta, Lepidoptera, Nymphalidae. The record is from the annotation of a GenBank genome assembly.
AUGAGUUUGGAAAUUGAAUCCAUGGUGCGUUAUGCCUCGCCUAUCAAUCCAGCGGUAUUUCCACAUCUUACAAUGCUUCUGCUGGGCAUAGGCAUAUUCUUUACUGCCUGGUUCUUUGUAUACGAAGUCACAAGUACGAAAGUAUCCAGGCAUCUCUUUAAAGAACUAUUAUUAGCUCUUGUAGCCGCUCUGUUCUCUGGUUUUGGAAUAUUGUUUCUCCUGCUGUGGGUGGGCAUUUACGUGUAA